This is a messenger RNA of Eimeria maxima, 1080 nucleotides long. RefSeq names its product ARF1-directed GTPase-activating protein, putative. Gene Ontology annotation, biological process: COPI coating of Golgi vesicle. NCBI's taxonomy places the organism in Eukaryota, Apicomplexa, Conoidasida, Eucoccidiorida, Eimeriidae. The transcript has 8 exons. The record is from RefSeq and is a predicted model, not a curated record. Bases 1 to 1080 code for a protein of 359 amino acids. Gene Ontology annotation, molecular function: GTPase activator activity.
AUGGAUCCCGACACAGCCGCCGUGUUUCAGCGUUUGAAAGAGGCGGAUCCGAGUAACAGGCGAUGCCUCGAGUGCGAUACUCCCGAGCCGCAGUGGGGCCUGGGAGUGCAUCUGAGUUUCGUGAGGAGCAGCACUAUGGACGCGUGGCAGCCGCAGCAGCUAAAGUUGAUGGAAUGCGGCGGCAACUCCAAGUGCAAGAACUUCUUCAUCGAAUAUGGCGUUUGGGAUUUGCCUCUUAAGGAAAGAUACGCAACGAAGGCAGCAGCUUAUUACAGGGCUCUGCUGCGGUCUGCUGCAGAGCCGUCAGCUCCUGCACCACCUCCGUUGAACAAAGCAGAAGCAGCAGAACCCGAUGCAUCUGCAGCUGCUUCUCCUCCUUAUUCAUCCCUAUCAUCCGUUCGCUCUCUGGGGUCCCGCCCGAUGGAUCAGCAGCAGCAGCAGCAGGAGGAACCUGCGAAGGAAGAAGACGGCUUCAUGGCCUCCCUGCAACAGCAGGCCGCCGCUGCUUCUGCUGCAGCAGCAGCAGCAGCUGCAACCGUCAGCAGCACGGGAGGAGCCGCGAUAGAUAGUGCAAUUCAGAGCGUCUCUUCCUUUGUUUCAGGAGCAAAAGAAUACACAACGAAAACAAUCGAAGCUGCAGGAGAGUCCAGCAUCCUUGAGAAGGCAAAAGGAGGGUUCCAAACUGGAAGCGAGUGGAUUGCCCAACAGUCGAAGAAGCUCUCCACAACAUUCACGGGCGGUGAGGCCAACGAUAGCAGCAGCCCAUCCUCACCGACUGGAGAGCAGCAGCAGCAGGAAGAGCCACAGCGCGGCAGCAGCGGAGUGCUGGAGUCGAUGCGGGAGCUGACUCGUCGUUCUAUCUCCAAUGUUACUCAAGUUGUCCGCAGCACCAGCAGCAGCAACAACAGCAGCCCCGGAGCAGCAGAAGGAGGCAGUGUCUUUGACAAGGCCAGGGAGAGCCUCAGCUCGUUAACGGCAGUUGCUACCGGCUGGCUGCAGCCCGCAGAGGUACCGCCUCCUGCAUUCGAUGCUCCUGACGGGAAGACAGCAGCAGACGACGGCGCUGACAAGUUCCUGUAG